Priceomyces carsonii is the source of this 489-nucleotide messenger RNA. It is a transcript of the gene TRS20, whose product is annotated as TRAPP subunit. Gene Ontology annotation, cellular component: cytoplasm; TRAPP complex; nucleus. Gene Ontology annotation, biological process: endoplasmic reticulum to Golgi vesicle-mediated transport. NCBI's taxonomy places the organism in Eukaryota, Fungi, Ascomycota, Pichiomycetes, Serinales, Debaryomycetaceae. The record is from RefSeq and is a predicted model, not a curated record. Bases 1 to 489 code for a protein of 162 amino acids. The transcript has a single exon.
AUGUCAUCAUAUUAUUUUACGAUCAUAGGAACAAGAGAUAACCCAUUAUAUGAACUAGAAUUCUCGACAUUCAAGGGAAAUGGAACAGCUCAGCAACUGCAAUAUAUUCCUGGUAAAACACAGUUCUCACCAAGUAUAAGAGAAAUCUUACCUUUCAUAUCGAACUCUUCUUUAGACUUGAUUGAAGAUGCACAGUGGUCUACUAAUCAGUUUUAUUUAGGAAAAGUGGAAUCAUUUUAUGGUCUUCUUGUAAACGCAUUCAUUACUCAAGGUAAUAUAAAGUUCAUAUUGUGUUAUGAUUUAAAUGGUCCUGGAACUAAUGGCACGGGUCUACAGAAACAUGAUGAAAACUCGAUUAAACAAUUCUUUAUUGAAACUAAUGAACUUUAUGUGAAAUGUUUGAUGAAUCCUUUUUAUUCCGUAAAUGAUGCCAUUUGCUCUCCAGAUUUUGAUUUACGAAUCAAACUACUAGCAAGAAAAUAUUUAUAA